GGAUGUUGUAAAGUCAUUCAUACAAGGUUUCCUUCCGGGUAUUGCUUUGAAGAUAUUUCUUAUAUUUCUACCUUCAAUAUUGAUGCUGAUGUCUAAAUUUGAAGGUUUCAUUAGCCUGUCAGGGCUGGAGAGAAGAUCUGCAACUAGAUACUAUAUUUUCCAAUUUAUUAAUGUGUUCCUUGGGAGCAUAAUCACUGGAACUGCAUUUCAACAGCUAAAUAAUUUUAUGAACCAAUCAGCAAAUGACAUACCAAAGACAAUUGGUUCCUCAAUUCCUAUGAAAGCAACAUUCUUCAUAACCUAUAUCAUGGUUGAUGGGUGGGCUGGAGUUGCUGGGGAGAUAUUGAGAUUGAAACCUUUGAUAAUCUAUCACUUAAAAAACUUUUUCUUGGUGAAGACUGAGAAGGAUAGAGAAGAGGCAAUGGAUCCAGGAACCAUCAGUUUCAACACAGGCGAACCACAGAUACAACUUUAUUUCUUACUUGGUCUUGUUUACGCCGUGGUUUCUCCCAUCUUACUUCCUUUCAUCAUAAUAUUCUUUGGCCUGGCAUAUGUUGUGUACCGUCAUCAGAUCAUAAAUGUGUACAAUCAGGCGUAUGAGAGUGCUGCAGCAUAUUGGCCUGAUGUCCAUGGACGUAUCAUAGUUGCAUUAGUUGUCUCACAACUGCUAUUGAUGGGUCUGUUAAGCACAAAACAUGCAGCUCAGUCGACUCCAUUGCUCGUUACACUUCCGGUAUUAACAAUAUGGUUCCAUUUGUUCUGCAAAGGACGUUAUGAGCCUGCUUUUGUUAGAUAUCCACUGCAGGAAGCCAUGAUGAAAGACACAUUAGAACGUGCGAGGGAGCCAAACCUGAAUUUGAAAAGCUUCUUCCAAAAUGCAUAUAUCCAUCCAGUCUUCAAUGGUGGAGAUGACAGCGAUCACGAAGAAGUUACAGAAGAAUUGGAGAAAGAGCCUGUACUUGUCCCAACAAGGCGCCAAUCUCGAAGGAAUACACCAUUGCCUAGUAACCGUAGUGGUUCAUUUUCAUCCCUGGCGCUACUACCUGAAGAUCAAGAACGGUCACAUUUUUGAAACUGCCUUUACCCUUUGCUGUGAAUGUCAAAAUUGUAAAUAAGAUGCGAGUGAGAAGACAGAGAUGGUAAGCUUUAUAGGAAAACCAGAGGGAGGAGGUAUAGGGAGGUACUCAUAUAUAUCCGGCAUAAAUCUGUUUCUGUUUUUGGUUGAAUAGCUAUCUAUAUAAAGAAAUCUAGUUAGGAAUAAAUCUGAUAAGCUCUAUACAGAAUAUUUUCCUCAAACAAAUUUGUUUGUGUAGACGGAGAUUUUGUUGAGGACUCGGUGGAAACCAGUGCAGCAUAAAAUUAUAAAUUCCAUAAUUUUAAUAUAAAUUUGUAAA
Molecule: messenger RNA, 1394 nt
Organism: Jatropha curcas
Lineage: Eukaryota; Viridiplantae; Streptophyta; Magnoliopsida; Malpighiales; Euphorbiaceae
Source: RefSeq, a predicted model, not a curated record